Urocitellus parryii (Arctic ground squirrel) is the source of this 5542-nucleotide messenger RNA. It is a transcript of the gene Tmcc3, whose product is annotated as transmembrane and coiled-coil domain family 3. NCBI's taxonomy places the organism in Eukaryota, Metazoa, Chordata, Mammalia, Rodentia, Sciuridae. Gene Ontology annotation, cellular component: endomembrane system. The record is from RefSeq and is a predicted model, not a curated record.
GCGAGCCCGAGCACGGCUGGCAGCCAGCGGCGCACGGCCCCAGGAGACGGAAAGUUCGCAGUCUGGGCGCCGAGAUGCCAGGCAGCGACACGGCGCUCACCGUGGACCGGACCUACUCCGACCCCGGCCGGCACCACCGCUGCAAGAGCCGGGUAGAACGUCAUGACAUGAAUACCUUAAGCCUGCCCCUGAACAUACGCCGUGGGGGGUCGGACACCAACCUCAACUUUGACGUCCCAGAUGGCAUCCUGGACUUCCACAAGGUCAAACUCAGUGCAGACAACCUGAGACAGAAAAUUCUGAAGGUAACAGAACAGAUCAAAAUUGAGCAAACAUCCCGUGAUGGGAAUGUCGCAGAAUAUUUGAAGCUAGUCAGCAGCGCCGACAAGCAGCAGGCGGGGCGCAUCAAGCAGGUCUUUGAGAAGAAGAACCAGAAGUCGGCUCACUCCAUUGCUCAGCUGCAGAAGAAGUUAGAGCAGUAUCACAGAAAGCUUCGAGAGAUCGAACAGAAUGGAGCCUCCAGAGGCUCAAAGGAUAUUUCCAAAGACAACCUGAAGGACAUACAUCACUCUCUGAAAGAAGCCCAUGUGAAGUCUCGAACUGCCCCCCAUGGCUUGGAGAGCAGUAAGUCGGGCAUGCCAGGGGUAUCCCUCACUCCACCUGUGUUCGUUUUCAAUAAGUCCAGAGAGUUUGCCAACUUGAUCCGAAAUAAGUUUGGCAGCGCCGACAACAUCGCGCACUUAAAAAAUUCCUUAGAGGAGUUUAGGCCUGAGGCCAGUUCAAGGGUCUACGGGGGCAGCGCUACCAUCGUGAACAAGUCCAAGUACGGCAGCGAUGACGAGUGUUCCAGCGGCACAUCAGGUUCGGCUGACAGCAAUGGGAACCAGUCCUUCGGGGCUGGUGGGUCUGGCACGCUGGACAGCCAGGGCAAGCUCAGCAUGAUCCUGGAGGAGCUGAGGGAGAUCAAGGACACCCAGGCCCAGCUGGCAGAGGACAUCGAGGCACUAAAGGUGCAGUUUAAGAGGGAAUAUGGUUUCAUUUCUCAGACCCUGCAAGAGGAAAGGUACAGGUACGAGCGCCUGGAAGACCAGUUGCAUGACCUGACGGACCUGCACCAGCAUGAGACGGCCAACCUGAAGCAGGAGUUGGCCAGCGCCGAGGAGAAGGUGGCCUACCAGGCCUAUGAGCGCUCCAGGGACAUCCAGGAAGCCUUGGAAUCCUGCCAGACUCGCAUUUCUAAGCUGGAGCUCCACCAGCAAGAGCAGCAAACCCUGCAGACAGACGCGGUGAACGCCAGGGUGCUCCUGGGGAAGUGCAUCAACGUGGUCCUGGCCUUCAUGACUGUCAUCCUGGUGUGCGUGUCCACCAUCGCCAAGUUCGUCUCACCCAUGAUGAAGAGCCGCUUCCACAUUCUUGGCACCUUCUUUGCUGUGACGAUUCUUGCAAUAUUCUGCAAAAACUGGGACCACAUUCUGUGUGCCAUAGAAAGGAUAAUAAUACCAAGAUGAAGCCACUGGUUCCUGCCUUCACGUUUUCCCAAGUUUUUAUUUUAAUGAAAACUGUGCAAACUACCAAAUUUUUAAAUGAACAGUUGUGCUGACUGAAGAUUAUAAGGACUGGAACUGUGUGGUGUAAAUAACUACAAUUCUCUUAAUUCGGUAGCAGUUGCCAACUCAGUCCCUGUACUUGGUUAACAUGAAUCUGUUUCAGAGCUCUCCCCACAUGGCUCACUGCCUUAAUCAGACCAGAUUCCCUGCCCACCUGACGAGCCCAGCAUGGUGAACCCCUAUUUCUUGAGCCCUUGGCAUUAUUAGCAACCCAGAGGAAAAGGGGCCUCCGUCUCUAUUUUCCCUUAAAAUCUUUUGUCACAGUUGAGCUUUGCGGUGGUUGUGGUGUCCUGUAAACAGCAAGGAUAUGACAUGAUUUGAGGAGGAGAAGAAAUAUAGGCAUUGGCCAUGCUGAACACUUGUGGCCUGUGGAAGUAUAGCAGAUCUCUGUAUAAUCUGUCCCACUUGGCACAGAUGAGCAUAUGUCCCUAUGUACUCAGUGUUCAGUAGUCAAUCAUACGUGACCUCAUAAUGUGGAAAUCUUACACCUGUUUAUCCAACCRGUCUCUCUUACAAGUUUUGUUGCACUUUAAAUGGUAAGACACUAGGAUGAUUCCCAGGGAACCACCACCUGAUUUUGUCUUAAUUCCUUAGCAAAUAACCUUUGGAGUAUGCAGAAAUAUUUCCAUUUCCUCAACAAACUGGCUUUGUUAAUUCUGGGCCCUGUGAAAACCACUCCAGAGUUUUGUGUUUUGGCAAAUCUUAAUUGUGACAAAUCCCCUUUGAGGAAGGGAUUUUUGUGGGAUCGGUUUUACUCAGGUCUGUGAAGAUGGCAAUACUUACUCAGGAAGUAAAAUCAAAUGAUGCUUGUGUUGCAGGGUGUUUUCUUGAAGAAGGACAGCAAGAUUGUAGUUUGCAAAGCUAACAUCCACUGAGGUAGGAACACUGAAACUGAAAGCAUGAGGAAGAUAUGACAUUUGGUCUAUUUGGAUUGUGACCAGAUGAGUGGAAGCCCAUUCACCUGGAUGGAGAUUGAGAGGGUCCUUUUAAGGAUGUGAAAGGCCAGCAAGAAUAGAAUAAAUUAAAUCUAGAAUUUGAGCCAAGAUUGCCAUCUGUCUCUUAGGAUCUCACUGAGAAAAGUUCCAAGGUAAUAGAUUGCCACCCUGCCACUGAAGGAAAGCAUUCACAAGUUAAUAUCUUCGUCCUGUUUGGAGGAUUCUAUCUUCAGCUCAGAUAAUAACUUUCUUUUUAAAUAUGUUUCUCUGUAAAACAAAAAGGAAGACAUAGGCGAUUUUAAUGAGAACUGCUAUUCAGCCCCUCCUCCUCCUCCUGUAACCACCCCCACCUUCCCAAGGCCGGUGUAAAGAUGCAGAUUAAUGUAGAUUUUCUUCCAGAAGAGGUCAGCUCUCCUGGAUUUAAAUUAAGUGCAAUAUUUUGCUAACAAUUGUUUUUAGGGAAAUCUCCUGGAAAAAAAUGUGACAGUGCCAUGGUUUGAAAGAAUGGAAGAGUUGAGCAUUUACUACCAAGUCUAGCACAUGUGCGUGAGACACGACUCAACCUAUCUAUUUUUUUAAAUGUAAGAUUCAGUAGUUUUUAGUAAAUUCACAAACUGUUCAACUGCAAUCCCAGAUUCUAGACUGAAGCUUUUUUAAAACAAUAAACAUUGUUUCAUGAAAUCUUUGGUUAUAAAGUAUUUUGUAAUCAGAGACAAGGGAGUUACUAGUCCCACCCCAUGGCAUGGUUAUGUCCCCUCUCUGUGCCAGACACCCCCAGGGCUCCCAAGCUGACUGUAUACACUGUGAUCCAUUGAAUCCAGCAGACAGACAAGGGUUCUGGGUCGAGAGCAGGGAAGGAGAAAGAAUGGUGUGCUUGCAUCAGCCUUUAUCCUUAAGUGGAGCAGAGCUCAUCUUACUGCUUGGGGAUCUUUCUGAGGGGUUCUUUGGACAUGCCACAGGUGGGAUGGGUGUCGAUGCUGCUGGUAGUUCAGAGGGAAUGAGUGGGAUUUCUACCUUGAGGCUGAGAGCUCUGGAAGGACCCAGGAAGAGAGCACCAUUCUGUGUGGGCACACACCGCUCUCUGCCAGCCCCUUGCUGUGACUGACACAUCUCAGACCUAGAAUCUGUGUGUCUUCUCCCCAGAGAGAGGAGAGAAGAAAAUGAGAAGCAGCACGCUGUGCCCCCUCCAGUCUGGAGCCAUUAACAGAACCUCCUAGAACUGGCUCCAUUUGGAAAUAGUGGAGGGCCUAAAUCAUCCGACUUGAUCAUGAAUUCCUUUUAAAAAUUCAUAUUUCCAUUGACUCUCAUUAAGUGUCAAACAACCUUGUUUUCACUUGGACAUGCUCUGCCUACAUGCACAUUUAUUUUAACGUCUCAUGGAAAGUUCAUGAAGCUUUUUUCUCACGCUUUUCCGUACUCUCUGCGGUUUAUUCUCCUCUUAAGGAACAUGCCUCUUAUUGUUUGUUCUCUUAAUGAAAUAACAUCUUUUAAAUAUACAGUUAAAAAAUAGUGAUAUGGCUGUGACAUAUUCUGGAAUCGGAGACUUAAUUGACAUUUAAGUCAACUGGCCCCUUGUUUGCACCUUUCCUUGGCAGUAAAAAUCCUGUGCCUGUCUGAAAACGAACACCGGUUGUUGGCUGGGUGAAGUACCUUGUCACUGCAUAAGCCUUAGUGAGCCAUUUAAGAUGCGGGAUUCUAGCGGCAGGUUGUUCAGUGACCUAUUAUCAUCAUGAUAACUAGGAUAAUGAUGGUUCAUUAGAGACAAAAACUUUAAAAAUUCUUGUGGGUUUUUAAUUACUUCAGCUCCUCUUUGGGGUAUGAUUAAGCCAGAACAAAACCUUUUCUUGAAACAAACAAAAAAAACCAUACACACACACACACACACACACACACACACACACACUGAAGCAGCACCUAAAGCACUCCAGGGCUGAUUUUGGACAGCAGACACAGGCGUCAGGCCGGCAUGAUCCCUAAAGCCCACUGAUAGGGUGGAAUCUUCUGAAACACCCCUUUCACUUUGGCCAGAGAUGCUUGGUAAUUAUCCUGUGGAUCAGCAUUCUCCUGGCUUUAGCCCUCCUCCUGCCUUGUCAGUCUUACUUUCAUUUAGAUUUUGCCCCCAGUGUAUAUUUAUUUCCCUGUCACUUUUCUAGCAUAUCAGGUUUAAUUAUAGGUUCAAUAAUACAGAAGGAACUAGUUUCCCUCAGGCAACUAAUUACAUGUGUCCUUUUGGGUUGAAUUUUAAAUACCAAAUUAUUUUGCAUUGAAUGGGAACRAUUUAUUUAUUUUUUUUUACAUUAAAUGCAGAUAGAGUUGUAUUGGUUUGAAACAACUUAAAUACUAAUCUCAAAAUGUGUGAUUAAACAACCGCAUUUUGCUUGUUCCUUUCAUUUUGAGGAGUGGGCUGGGGUUGUGAAGACAUGGCAUUGUUUCAAAUUUCAGGCUUAUCUGGAGAGGUAAGAAGGCCAAGCACACACACUAGAAGGGAGUGAGUCUCUAAAAGAUAAAUCUGAAAACAAUAAGAUUGGCCUAUUCACAACAAAAGUGAGUAAGAAGCUUUAAAAAAUUCCAGGUAACAGGAGCUUGGUAACCCCUAAGGUAGAGGUAGAAGUCAAUACAAUUCCGUUUAUAAAAAGCUGGAAAGUAAUGUACCUUGAUUGUUCUAGGAAUGAUUUAUGUGUUGCAGUUUUAAUUUAUUUAAAGCAUGUCUGCCAUGUUUGUCAUAAGAGAAAUGUUUCAACAAAAUGUGCUGUUUAAGAUGCAUUUAGGCAAUACUUAGCGGCUUUGAAAGUAGAAACUGGAAAUGUUGAUUGUGAUGUUUGUGAAUUUCCAUUUUGUGAAAUACUACAUAGUGUCACGUCAGCCUACAAUUGUAAUUUCUCUGUAGAUCUCCACCCCGUGGUGGUGUCAUCAAUGAAUUCAAAGCAGGUGCCAUUAUUUUUUUAAAUAAACACUUGACAUUAGCUUUGGUGUUAAAUAAAGAGUUAGCUUUCUUAAAUU